Molecule: messenger RNA, 2539 nt
Organism: Pygocentrus nattereri (red-bellied piranha)
Lineage: Eukaryota; Metazoa; Chordata; Actinopteri; Characiformes; Serrasalmidae
Product: protocadherin alpha-8-like
Exons: 1
Coding region: 8-2539 (843 amino acids)
Biological process (GO): homophilic cell-cell adhesion
Cellular component (GO): plasma membrane
Molecular function (GO): calcium ion binding
Source: RefSeq, a predicted model, not a curated record
GUCCGCAAUGGAAGACGGCGGACAAAGGCGCAGAAGGGAGUACUGGUGGAUUUCUCUGUGGCUCUCAUUUCUGCUGUGCUUUGUGCAGCAGAUUUCCACCCAGGCAAGGUACUCUGUUCAAGAAGAGGUAAAAGAGGGAUCAGUUGUCGGAAAUAUUGCUAAAGAUUUGGGUUUGGAUGUCAGUACUUUGUUGGACCGACGGUUUCGCAUCGUGUCUGGAUCUAAGGACGAUCUUUUCCAGGUAAAUCAGAACAACGGCGCACUAUAUGUUCAAAAGAAAAUCGACAGAGAGGAGAUAUGUGACGGCAAUGAUGUCUGCUUAAUGAAUCUAAAAAUAGCAGUUGAAAAUCCUUUAGAAAUCCAUUAUGUUGCAGUUGAAAUAAUUGAUGUAAACGAUCAUGCUCCUAGUUUUGCGGAAAAACAUCUUAGUUUAGAGGUAGCAGAAAAUAAAUCUCCAGGGGCGCGAUUUGACCUGCAGCCUGCACGUGAUCUAGAUGUUGGCACUAAUUGCAUUCGUUCUUACAAACUUAGUCAAAAUGAGCAUUUCUCUUUGGAGUUAAGAGACGGUGACGAAGACGGUCUGCCUUCUCUCGUCUUACAGAAAUAUUUGGACCGUGAAAGUGCACUCAAACACGAAUUAUUAUUAACGGCCAUAGAUGGUGGAAAUCCCCCUAAAUCUGGCAGUCUUAACAUAACCAUAACUGUCCUCGAUAUUAAUGACAACCAGCCUGUGUGCAGCCAAAACAUGUACUCAAUAUCUUUAUAUGAGAACGUUAGUAUUGGAACCACUGUAAUGAAAGUGAAUGCUACAGAUCCAGAUGAUGGCAGCAAUGGAGAGGUUGUCUAUUCAUGGGGUAGAAAUACAAAGAACAAAGUCAAAGACAUUUUUGAGAUAGACCACAUUACGGGUGAAAUGUAUGUCAAAAAACAAAUUGACUUUGAAGACAAUCAGAUAUACAGAUUAAACAUACAGGCUUCCGAUAAAGGGCAGCCUCCACUAUCUGUCGAUUGCAGAGUUUCCAUCAGGAUAAUAGACGUGAACGACAAUAAACCAGAAAUUGAAGUUACCCCAAUCCUGACUGUUGUUCCAGAGGAUUCAAAACCCGGAACUGUUAUUUGUUUAAUUAGCGUUUCAGAUAGAGACUCUGGAAUUAAUGGCAAAGUCGUUUGUAGUCUCUCAAAUGAUGUUCCAUUUGAGCUGAAGUCGUCUGUUGAAGAUAACACAUUUUCAUUAAUUAUUAAAGGAAAAUUAGAUAGAGAACUUGUAUCCCAUUAUGAUAUUUUACUAAUAGCCAAAGACUUGGGUCAGCCUGUUUUGUCCUCACUGAAAACUCUGAGCGUGCAGAUAUCAGAUGUAAAUGAUAAUGUUCCAGAAUUCCCUCAACAGCCUCUCGAGCUUUACUUGAAAGAAAACACCCCUGGAGCAUCUAUAUUUUCGGUGAGUGCUAACGAUAAAGAUAUAUUUGAAAAUGCUAUAAUUAAUUAUCAAAUUAUGAGAGGUGACGCGACACUUAAUGACAUGUCGACAUUCCUAAAUAUAAAUUCAGAAACAGGAGUUAUUAGCGCAUUAAGGAGCUUUGAUUUCGAAACGGUCAAAACUUUCCAGUUCCGCGUGCUCGCUACUGAUUCUGGAACUCCACCUCUGAGCAGCAACGUCACAGUGAACGUGUUCAUUCUGGAUCAGAACGACAACGUUCCAGUGAUCUUAUAUCCAGUCAGCUCUAACGGAUCUGCUGAAGGUGUGGAGGAGGUUCCCCGCAAUGUGAACGCAGGACAUUUGGUGACUAAAGUGAGAGCCUAUGACGCGGAUAUAGGAUACAACGGCUGGCUAUUAUUUUCACUGCAGGAAGUGAGCGACCACAGUCUGUUUGGUUUGGACCGCUAUACAGGACAGAUUAGGACCCUUCGCUCAUUCACAGAAACAGACGAGGCUCAGCAUAAACUGGUCAUACUGGUCAAAGACAAUGGCAACGUUUCACUUUCAGCAACAGCGACUGUGAUUAUCAAAGUUGAGGAGCCCAAAGAGGCUUUUGCAGCUUCUGAUGUUAAACACGCAGUAAAAGACGAGGAGGACAAUGACGUCACAUUUUAUCUGAUCAUCACUCUGGGAUCAGUUUCAGUGCUUUUUAUCAUCAGUAUCAUUGUGCUGAUUGUAAUGCAGUGCUCCAAAUCUACAGACUAUUCCUCCAAGUACUUACAAGAUACUAAUUAUGAUGGAACACUGUGUCACAGCAUCCAGUACAGAUCAGGAGAUAAACGGUACAUGUUAGUUGGACCAAGAAUGAGUAUCAGUUCUACUAUAGUCCCGGGCAGUAAUGGGAAUACUCUAGUGGUACCAGAUCGCAGGAGGAGAACUUCUGGAGAGGUAGGAGUCCAUUAUAUUUACCAUUUUAAAGUUGCUGUUAUGAGGUCGCUUAACAUGUCAAGACUGAUUUUUGCUGUUCUAUCUGACAUUGGUUUGUUUUCGUGGCAUUUAAGUCGCUCAGUGGUUCUGAAUAUGGCUGUGGCCAAGCACCAACUCGGUUGUUUGUUCAUUUGA